UUAAACCACUUUGAGGUAUGAUUGACAUUCAAUCUGUACAUAUUUAAUGUACACAAUUUGAUGAGUUUACAGAUAAGUGUACACCCAUGAAACCAUCACCACAGUUAAGGCCAUAAACUUAUCCAUUGCCUCCAAAAAUUCCCCUCCCCCCACCUUUAUAACUUUUUUCUUUUGAGGUAGGAGCAUUUAACAUAAGAUCUAUCCUCUUAGCAAAUUUUUAGGUAUACAAUACAGUAUUGUUAAACACAGGUAUGAUGCUGCACAGUAGAUCUCCAGAAGUUUCUCAUCUUCCAUAUCUGAAACUUUGAAUCCUUUGACCAACCUCCCAAUUUCCCCCUCCUCCCAGCCCCUGGUAACCACCAUACUACUCUUUAAUUCUAUGAAUUUGACUAUUUUGGAUUCCUCAUAAGAGUGAGAUCAUUGCGAUAUUUGUCCUUCUUUGUCCAGCUUAUUUCACUUAGCAUAAUGUCCUUCAGGUCCAUUUAUGUUGUCACAAAUGGUGGGAUUUUCUUUCUCAUGGCUGAAUAAUAUUUCAUUGUAUAUAUAUACCACAUUUUCUUUAUCCAUUCACCCACUGAUGGAUACUUGGGCUGUUUCCAUCUCUUGGUUAUUGUGACUAAUGCUGCAAUGAAAUGGGAAUGUAGACAUCUCUUUGAUACCCUGCACUAAGAUAACAUCAUCUGCAAACAGAGAUACAUUUAUUUCCUCAUUUCUGAUGUGGAUGCCUUUUAUUUCUUUUUCUUGCCUAAUUGCUCUGGCUGGACUUCCAGUACUGUGUUGAAUAGGAGAGGCAAGACUGGGCAUCCUUGCCCUGUUCCAGAACUUAGAGGGAAAGCUUUCAGCUUUUCACCAUUGAGUAUGGUGUUAGCUGUGGGCUUUUCUAAAUGGCCUUUAUUGUGUUGAGGUAAGUUCCUUCUAUACCUAAUUUGUUGAGAGUUUUUAUCAUAAAACGGUGUUGAAUUUUGUCAAAUGCUUUUUAUGCAUCUGUUGAGAUGAUUAUGUGAUUUUUAUCCUUCAUUCUGUUAAUGUAGUGAAUCACAGUGAUUGGUUUUCAUAUGUUGAACCAUCCUUGCAUCCCAGGGAUAAAUCCUACUUGGUCAUGGUUUAUGAUUCUUUUAAUGUGCUGUUGAAUUUGAUGUGUUAGUCUUUUGUUGAGGAUUUCUGCAUCUGUGUUUAUCAGGGAUAUUGGCCUGAGGUUUCUUGUGGUGUCUUGGUCUGGUUUUGGUAUCAGGGUGAUGCUGGCCUCAUAGAAUGAGUUUGGAAGGAUUCCCUCUUCUGUUUUUUGGAAGAGUUUAAGAAAGAUUGGUACUAAUUCUUCUUUGAAUUUUUGGUAGAAUUCACUCAUAAAGUUCCUGGGCUUUUCUUUGUUGACAGUUUGACAGUUUUUUGGUUACUUCUUCAUUCUCUUAUUUGUUACUGGUCUGCUCAGGCUUUCUAUUCUUGAUUCAGUAUUAGUAGGUUGUAUUUUUUUUUUUAGAAAUGUAUCCAUUUCUUCUAGGUUGUCCAAUUUGUUGGUAUAUAAUUGUUUAUCAUAGUCCUUAUGAUCCUUUUUAUUUCUGUGGCAUGAGUUGUAAUGACUCCUCUUUCAUUUCUGAUUUUAUAUAUUCCAGUCUUCUCUUUUUUUCCCCUUAGUCUAGCUAAGGGUUUCUCAAUUUUAUCUUUUCAAAAAACCCUGCUGAUUUGGGCUUAGUUUGUUCUUUUUCUAAAGGUGCAAAGUUAGGUUGUUUAUUUGGUAUCUUAUUUUUAAAAGUAGGUGUUUAUUGCUAUAAACUUGCCUCUUAGUACUGCUUUUGCUACGUCUCCUAAGUUUUGGUUUGGUAUGUUUUCAUUUUCAUUUGUCUUGAGAUAUUUUCUAAUUUCCUUUUUGAUUUCUUCUUUGACCCAAUGGUGUUUAAGAGUGUGGUUAUUUAAUUUCCAUGUAUUUAAAAUUUCCCCCAUUUUUAUUACUAUUAUUGAUUUCUAGCUUUGUGAAUAAUUUCAGUCUUCUUAAAUUUGUUAAGAUUUGCUUUUAUGUCCUAACAUAUGAUCUAUCCUGGAGAAUGUUCUGUGUGCUCUUGAGAAGAAUGAGUAUUAUGCUGCUGUUGGGUAGAAUGUUCUGUAUAUAUCUUCUAGGGCUAUUUGGUCUAUAGUGUUGUUCAGUUCUGCUCUUUCCAUGUUGGAUUUCUGUUUGGAUAAGAAUGGAGUAUUUAAGUCUGCUACUAUUAUUGUAUUGCUGUCUAUUUCUCUCUUCUGAUUUGUCCAUGUUUCUUCACAUAUUUAGGUGCUUUGAUGGUCUGUGCAUAUAUAAUUGUUACAUCUUCCUGUUGAAUGGAACCUUUUAUAAUUAUAUGACUUUCUUUGUCUCUUGUGAUAGUUUUUGACUUAAAGUCUAUUUUGUGUGAUGUAAGUAUAGCCAGACCUGCUUUCUUUUGAUUACCAUCUGCAUGGACUAUCUUUCUCCAUCCCUUCACCCAAUAUGUGCCCUUAUAUCUAAAGUGAGUCUCUUGUGGACAGAAAAUUGUUGGGUCUUGCUUUUUUAUCCAUUUGGCCACAGUAUGUGUUUUAAUUUGAGGAGUUUAGUUCACUUAUAUUUAAAGUAAUUAUUGAUAGGUAAGGACUUACUAUUGCCAUUUUGCUAAUUGUUUUCUGUUUUGUAGUUCUCUUGUUCGUCUCUUCCUCUCUUUGUUGUGGUUUGAGGAUAGUUUUGUUAGUGAUAUACUCUGAUUUUUUUCUCUUUAUUUUUGUGUACCUACUGUAGAUUUUGUUGUGGUUACCAUGAGGCUUGCAUUGAAUAUUUAAUAGUGUUAACAGUCUAUUUUAACCUGAUAACAACUUAACUUCAAUCGCAUACAGAAUCUCUACACUUUACUCCCCCCUCCACUUUGUUAUGACAGAUUUUACUUCCUUUUAUAUUGUUUCCAUUAACAAAUCUGAGAUAAUUAUUCUUAUACUUUUGCCUUUUAACUUCUAAACCAAUAUUUAAAAUGAUUUACACACUAACAUUAUAUAUAUAUAUAUUAUACUCAGUAUAAAUUAAAAUUGUAAUUUUGGUCCUUAAUUCAUUCAGAGAGAGAGAAGAGGAGGGUGAAAGGGAAGGGGAGCCAAGCCCUGUUCUGUGUACGUGGAAUCCUUUCUCUGCUUUCCUGUUGUUGCCACCUUAAUUUUGACCAUAUCACAUGUUGAUGAUUAUAAUUGUACCCGAACUUUAUUUUUAUUAUUAUUAUUUUUUUGGCUGCACCAUGUGACUUGCAGGAUCUUAGUUCCCCAACCCGUGCCCCCUGCAGUGGAAACACGGACUCCUAACCACUGGGCUGCCAGGGAAUUCCCUAUAAUUGUACCCGAAUUUUAUUCAUUCUCUCCCUCCCAGUGAUUCCCACCUCAGUGAUGCAGUGAUCUUCCACAUCAGUUUGUCUUUGGUAGCUCCCCUUCUUAAAUACUGUGAUGGAGUCCCCAUUGCAUGUAUGAAAAACCCUUUGUUUGUCCUAUGAUCUGACCUCUCCCCCUCUCUCUCUCUCUCACUCACACACACACACACACACACACACACACACACACACACACACAUCCCCCUUAUACUCUAUACUGUCAUUCCCGACUGUCAUAUAUUUGCAGUUCCUACCAGAUUUUCCUUGCCUUUGCUCAGGCCAUGCCUCUUGAUAGGAAUAUCCUUCCAACAUCAGAACACAAUUUAUUUUUCAUGAUUCUGCUCACAUGUGACCUCCAAUGAAGCUUAACUUGACAUCAGGAUGUUGAAUUUGACUGCUGUCUUCUUUGUGUCUGUUCUGUACUUAAAUGUACUUCCAUCAUAGCCUUCAGUGUACUGUUACCACACAGCAGUCUCUUACAUUCAUCUCACUCCACCAGACUACAAAUGCCUUAGAACAGAAGCAAUGUGGCAUUGAGCUUUCAACCUCAAGCACCAUGCAGAACACCAGUGACAUACCUGGUCUUCCGUAGAUGCUUGUUCACUGAAUGGAUGGAUGGAUGGAUGAAUGGAUGAACAGAGAUCCAGAAGUGAGAUAUUUUCUAAUGAUCUUUUUUUUUCUCUCCCACAAAAUGUCGUACAAAGUUAGGGGCAUGCUAAGCUUCCUAUAUAACUUAACAUGGGAAAACCUGACCUCCGAAGGUGGUAAGAUCCAUCUCCUCUACACCUUUGCCAUAAUACUCUGUGCUGAGCACUCCAGAUUAAUCAGGAGUGUGCUGUUCCAGGGGUCGUUAUCAUUCAGAGACGUGGCUGUGGGCUUCACCCGUAAGGAGUGGCAGCAGCUGGACCCUACGCAGAGGACCCUGUACCGGGAUGUGAUGCUGGAGAACUACAGCCACCUGGUCUCUGUGGGCUGUCAAGUCACCAAACCAGCUGUGAUCUCCAGGUUGGAGCAGGGGCAAGAACCGUGGAUGAAGGAGGAAGAGAUCCUCAGAUGGAGCUUUCCAGUUUUGCAAGUUGAUACCCAAGUAGAUAGACAACGGGAACACCAAGACAAACUUUUGAAGCAAGUUGCACUCCUAGACAAGAAAAAAUUGACCCCAGAAGGGCACAACGCAUGUAACACAGUUGAAAAAAACACCUGUCCAAACACAAACGUUGUUUCUUCAGGACAACAGGUCCCUAAGUGCGAGUCGUGUGGAGCAGCCUUGCCGGGUAAUGCAGGCAUUACUCCUAACGCGUACCUUGCAAGAAGGAGAUUUGAAUAUGAUGCACAGGGGAACUUAUUUCUCUAUUCUAAGCUGGAAACUCCACAUUCUGGGGCACACCCACGUGAAUGUAACCAAUGUAGAAAUGCUUUAAGCCGUGACCAAGCCCUUAAUGCUGAUCAGAGAACCGACAGUAAUGAGAAACCCCACAAAUGUACCAAAUGUGGGAAAGGCUUCUCCCAUAAAUCAGAACUCAUCACCCAUCAGAGAGUCCACAGGGAUGAGAAGUCCUCUGGAUGCAACGACCAGGGGGAUGGCCUGAGGGAGGAGAAGGUUUGCCUCAGCAAAAAACGUCCGGGAAAUCACACAGACGAGAAACCCGGCGGAAACGGCAAAUGUGGUAAAAAGCUCUCCCCAGAAACAAGCCUCUCCAUACCCGAGGCCAUUCUGGCUGGAGAGAAGCCUUAUAAGUGUUCAGACUGUGAGAAAAUCUUCUCCCACAAGUCACGUCUCAUUGAACACCACAGAUCCCACACAGGAGAGAAACCCUACGGCUGCGAAGAAUGUGGGAAAUCUUUCUCCCGGAAGUCAUGCCUCAUUAUCCACUACAGAAUCCACACAGGAGAGAAGCCCUAUGGCUGCAGCCAGUGUGGGAAAGCCUUCUUCCAGAAGUCACACCUCAUCCUUCACCAGAGGACUCACACCGGAGAGAAACCCUACGAGUGCAGCGAAUGUGGGAAGGCUUUCUCCCAAAACUCCUGCCUCAUCAUACACAAGAGAACCCAUAUGGGCAAGAAGCCCUAUGAAUGCUCUGACUGUGGGAAAACGUUCUCCCAGAAGGCGAACCUCAUCAGACACCACAGAAUUCACACCAGGGAGAAACUGUACGGAUAAAGUGACAGAGAAGGUUUUCAUCAGGAAUUCCCAACACAUCUAGGAAUGAAAACCCUGUGGAUUUUGUGAACGUGGAAAAUCCUUCAGCAAGAAGUCCAAUGCCACUGUGGGCAGACCUUUCUACCAAUUUGGAGAACUAGGAAAUGCUUAUUCUCUUAAAACUAAGGAUAGAAGGCUAAUGAUGCUCUAGAGGGAUCUAUUUUUAUAGGAUAAACUUAACUAUGAAGUGUAUCUGUGUCUACAUUAACUGUGGCUAUUGAGCUCUAAGUGAAUAAUUUAAACCAUUAAGACAACAGAUUGACUAAGCCACAGAACAAUCCCAGGGGUAUGUGGGGACUAUGUUCCUGGAGAUGCUACAUAAACAGAAUUUUAUUUUACUUAUUUUUGAACUGCAUUUGUAGUUGAACAUAAUUGUGAACUUGUAGACACAGAUACCAUAAUAUGUAGGAUGACAUCUAUCAAGAGUUUCCACACUAAAUUACACCCUUUUGUCUUUAAUAUACGUUAUAACUGGGAUUUACUACUCAACCGGAAGUCCGUACACCGUACCACAUACCAUUUGGUUUUUUGUUUGCCGGCAAGUAUUACAGAGCCCCCCUGGAUCUGGAAACCAGCAAUUUCAUGACAUCCCCUGAUCUCUCUCCAUCAACUAGUUUAUAAGUCAUGUUUAAUGAGUAAGGUUGGGACUCCCUUUUCUGGCAGUAUAGUGGACCACCUAAAGUGAAAAACGUUCCACUGUAAACCACUUGAAAUGAUGGACAAUAACAGGUAACAUUCUUUUAAAUGCAUAACUCAGCUUGCAAGAAAAUCAGUGAGGUUUCCAGGUGCCAGUUCCAGAGGGAACUGAAAAGUGUGUGAGUUGAUGCUGUAAGCUGCCCUGUAGGUUUGUUUACCCAGAAGCUUGGGUGUUAAAAGCUAUAGGCAGAAGGCUUGGCACUGAAAUACCUCAUAAAUUGAGAAAUUUCAAAAGCCUGUACAUACAGGGAAAGGAUGGACCAGAGAAAAACCUGCUCAUUUGCUCAGGAAGCUUGCCUGUCUCUCCCUGGGCUCUAGUAGGGAAGGAAUUUACCCUGAUGAUUCACAAGCCGUGACCUGCACCUCUUAUGAGUUAGAAUUGUGAAUUUUCCCUAUUCAUAUCCCGGUUGAAAAACUGAACAAUUAACAUAGAAAUUUGUCCUGGUCUUUGAAACAACUUUACAGAAGCAAACACAAACUAUUCUUGGAGGAAGACACCCUCAACCUGUGUUUCUCAGGGUUCUGACAUACAAACCCAAGAUGAGUUCAUAAUCCAGAAUAAUAAAAUGUGAAGAACGUCAACAGACAUUUUAACAAAAUAAAAACCUCAAGCCUUUUAAGGUGAUAGGAAAAUCUGAAAUUCUAUAAAAAUGACUGUCUUGAAAAAUGAUGAAAAACAAAAAAUCAAAACUGCAUGAAAGCAAAGACACAAAGAAAGAUAACUGGCUUAUUUGGAAAAAGAACCACAUAGGGUGUCUAGAAGUGAAAAAUAUAGUCACUGAAAUUUAAAACUCAAUGUUAAAAUAGUCUACAUGUCAAACAGUAGAUUAUACUCAGCUGAAGAAAAUGGGAACAGGAAGGCAGAGCUAUAAGCCAAUUCACAGAAUUCAGUAUAUAGAGAGGUGGAAAAUGUGAAAGAAUGGGGGAAGAGACAUAAAAAUGAGAAGAGCAGGGACUUCCCUGGCGUCCAGCGGUUAAGACUCCAAGCUUCCACUGCAGGGGGCAUGGGUUCGAUCCCUGGUCAGGGAACUAAGAUCCCGCACGCUGCAAAGCACGGCCCAAAAAAACCCCAGAAAAAAAACAAACAAAAAAAAAGAGAGAGAGAGAAGAGCAAACAGGAGCUCCUGAAAGACAAAAUGAAAAAACGGAAGAAAAGUAAAUAUUCAAAGAUAUAUUGGCUCAGAUUUAACAAAAGAUGUGCAUUAACAUGCAUAUGUGUGUGCAAUAUAUAUGUAUAUAUAUGCAUAUAUAGACAUGCAAUAUAUGCCUAGCUGAAUAACUAAAAAUAAGUUCACAUCUAGAUGUACUCGAUGUAUAUCCAUCCAGAGUUUAGCCCGUCAGAGUUUAGCUAAGCUGCUCUCUAGUAUUGCUGCCUCGUCAUCCAUCGUGUUUGGUCAGAUGGCUGCAGGGACCUUAAGCUGACACUAGCCCCUUGUGCAAGGACAUGCCCUAUAGCAGCCACUCGGCCACAAGCAGAUGUAAGUCCCUGGUGUGACUGCCCCGCAGCCCUUGUGAUCAGUAGCUCACCUGCCUCCCAGUGCCUGUAAGCUUUAUGCGCCCCUUAGCCAGGACCCCCGUGAGCUUACCAAAACCCUGCUCUUUGGGUUUGGAUUGACCGAUCUGGUCCUAACCUAGAAACCCCAGAGCACUCCCCCCGUGGACCCUAAUAAAGGGAUGUGUGCCAAGUCCAGUCCCUGUCUGCACUCCGCCUUGACCUCCCCUGGGGCCCCUCCAGGCAUGCUGUGUGCUUGGUCCAGGCCCUGUGAGUAAUAAACUUGCCUGUUUCGACUUCUCCGUGGUCUGUUGCUGAACCCACUCAUCGUCCUGCACCCUGUGCUCCACUUAACAAGUGUUAAUUUCACGAAGUCUUCACAGAUGGGAACAGGAUGGUAGAGUCUUGCAAUUGGCUGGUGGAGAAAGGCCUUUGGCUGGCCAACGGGCUGUGGAAGUUGCCACCUUGCGGAGGGUGAACUCCCCCAGUGGGUGUUAGACUUUGGGUAUAUUUCCCCACUCCAGGCACAGACCCAGCUGCCGACUGUUAGGAGACUUGGCCACGGUUUCCGAAAGGUCCUGUCGGGGCAGGUGAGGGCUGAGAUGCACCCUGCCACGAGCACGCAGCCACCACCGACUCACCAAAGCACUGGUUCUAGGCUCCGAGGUCCCAGCUCCGGUGAUCCUGCUGCCUCUGCGCCGGUGGGGGUGAGCCCGAUCCUAGUGAGGCUGAUUGGGACACUCUGAGGGGAAGCAGCCGCCUAUGAGUCCGGCUGCCUGGGAUUCCACUGCAGACCUUUAUGGUAACAUCCCCAAGGCCAAGUCAGUUGUCAGGGUGGCAGGUAAUAGAGUAUUAGAAGCUGAAACUUGAAACUGUAUUGCAUCUUCGAAAGUUGCUGAGUGAGUGAAUCUUGAAAGUUCUCAUCACAAGAAAAUAAAAUUUGGCAAUUACAUGAAGUGAUGUUCACUACAGUCGUCACGGUGAUCAUUUUGCAAUGUACACAAAUCGCAAAUCAUUGUGUUGUACACCUGAAAUCAAUAUGAUGUUAUGUGUCAAUUAUCUCUCAAUAAAUAAAUAAAUUGAAACUUGAAACUUGA
Balaenoptera acutorostrata (minke whale) is the source of this 8829-nucleotide messenger RNA. RefSeq names its product zinc finger protein 300-like. The transcript has 3 exons. The record is from RefSeq and is a predicted model, not a curated record. Lineage: Eukaryota; Metazoa; Chordata; Mammalia; Artiodactyla; Balaenopteridae. The coding region runs from base 3952 to 5505 and encodes 517 amino acids. Gene Ontology annotation, molecular function: DNA-binding transcription repressor activity, RNA polymerase II-specific. Gene Ontology annotation, biological process: negative regulation of transcription by RNA polymerase II.